Messenger RNA from Arabidopsis thaliana (thale cress), 2413 nucleotides. Its product is annotated as Pectinacetylesterase family protein. NCBI's taxonomy places the organism in Eukaryota, Viridiplantae, Streptophyta, Magnoliopsida, Brassicales, Brassicaceae. The record is from RefSeq and is marked reviewed. The coding region runs from base 397 to 1644 and encodes 415 amino acids. The transcript is spliced from 12 exons. Gene Ontology annotation, molecular function: hydrolase activity.
GGUGAAUUAUACAUACAUAUUUAUGCAUAGAUAUGAUAUGAGUUUUUUUUUUAAAGAUGAUAAGAGAUUUCUAACAAUUGGUAACAACAAUCAAUCUUUUUCAUAGAAAGGAAAACAAAUUGUAAGAUGGCAAAAACUUCUUUGUGCCUAUCAAUAUCAUAAAUCUCUCUCUUUCUCUUACCUCUUUGCCAACUUGACCUCUCCUUUCCCUUUCUUCUCCAAAUGAAUUACUUUCCACAAAAUCUUUAUUAUCUAUAAAUACUAUAAACCUUUCCAUUUCCCUCUUAAAUCCCCAAAUCAAUUAUUUUCCUUUGAUACAACAGGCAUAGAACUCAACGACGCCGUUUUCAUUCCCAGUCUCCUUCUUUCACCAUUGAAGCGUCCAAAACUGUAACAAUGAAGACGACGACUCGGCUCCUCGAUCUAACAGCGGCUAUGGUUCUAGUUGUCUACGUGUCUUUCUCUCCUCCGCUUGUUUCCGGCGAACCAGGGCGGCGUGUUAGCAUGACACUGGUUCGAGACGCCGCUGCUCUCGGUGCUUUUUGCUUGGACGGAAGCUUACCGGCGUAUCAUUUAGACAGAGGGUUUGGUGCUGGAUCAAACAAUUGGAUUUUGCAGUUUGAGGGAGGAGGAUGGUGCAAUGAUAUAGCAUCAUGUGUGGAAAGAGCCAAGACCCGUCGAGGCUCGACACGUUAUAUGAGCAAGACCGUCGUCUUCACUGGAGUCUUGAGCAAUAACGCCUCUCAAAAUCCAGAUUUUUACAACUGGAACAAAGUCAGGCUAAGGUAUUGCGACGGAGCUUCAUUUGCGGGAGAUUCACAAUUUGGCAACGGGACGUCAUUGCUUUAUUUCAGAGGACAACGAAUAUGGAAUGCCAUUAUUCUUGACCUUCUCCCCAAAGGUUUAGCAAAAGCCCACAAGGCUCUUCUAACCGGUUGUUCAGCUGGUGGUUUGUCUACAUUUUUGCAUUGUGACAAUUUCACGAGCUAUUUACCCAAAAACGCAAGCGUUAAGUGCAUGAGCGAUGCUGGAUUCUUUCUUGACGCAAUCGAUGUAGCAGCAAACCGGACAAUGAGAUCUUUUUACUCACAGCUUGUGUCUCUACAGGGUAUACAAAAAAACCUCGAUCCAAGUUGCACACACGCAUUUUUCCCCGAACCAUCUCUGUGUUUUUUCCCGCAAUACGUAUUGCGAUUUAUCAAAACGCCAUUUUUCAUCUUAAAUUCAGCCUACGAUGUAUUUCAGUUCCAUCAUGGACUGGUUCCACCUUCUGCUGAUCAAACCGGACGUUGGAACCGUUGUAAGCUUAAUGUGACGGCAUGUAAUCCACACCAACUCGAUGCACUACAAGGGUUUAGGAAAGAUAUGUUGGGAGCUUUAAUGAAUUUCUUCAGAAAUUCUACGAGAGGAGGAAUGUUUAUAAACUCAUGCUUUGAUCAUUGUCAAAGUGCUUUAGAGGAGACUUGGCUCUCUCCCACAUCACCAAGAAUCAACAAUAAGACAAUUGCUGAGACGGUCGGAGAUUGGUAUUUUGGGAGAGGAGAAGAAGCGAAAGAAAUUGGUUGUCCAUAUCCAUGUGAUAAAACAUGUCAUAAUCUCAUUCCAGCUUCUACUUCAGAUUUUUUGGUAAAUCUAGAUAUUUAACAUCUUCUUCAAUUACAGUUUGCUAUAGUUAAUUACAUUAUUUUUUCCGCAUAAUUCACUGUAAAGAUUCGAUUAAUUCCAGUUAAAGUUGUGUAGUUAUAUGUUUUUCUUUUGUUAUUCAAGGCUUCUAAUGCUUCAGGUUCAGGCCAUAACUCUCGCGGUACACACUUGACUUUUCUUUUUCUUCUUCUUAACUUUUUCUUCUUCUUUGUAAUUAGUAAAUUUAGUAAAAAAGAUUAUGUUACGUAGCAUCAAGCAAGAACAAAGAAUCCAACUCUCAUUUUUUUGGUUAUGUUUAUAUAAUCAGGUACCUUGACUCGAAGCCAAGUUGAUCUAAAUGAUCUUAUGUAGUGAUUUUAGAAUUUGAGAUUAGCUAAAAUUGCUACAUUGGUAAAAGCAUGUCCAAAUGUGACAAAUAAUAUAAGAACUACAAUAAUUCACAUGAUGAUCAUAGUAUUACAAUAUUUUUGUUUUGACAAUCCAUACUUAUUGUAAUCAAAACAGUACGAUGGAGGUAAUUCACUAGAAGUAGAUACAAUCCAUUCGGAAUUUCCAUAAACUUAUUAAACCGAAAGAUAAGAUAAUAUGAAACGAACAAACGAUCCGCGGACUGAUGGAAACUGAAGUAUCACUGAUUUUAGGAAAACGGCCAUAAGACUUGAGGGGAUCUUCGAUUAGUUUCCCAAGUAAAUUACUUAAACUACAAAAAUACCAAAUACAAAUACUAGAGAGUUAUAAGGAUCCACCACAAAAAUAUAUUGAUGGAUGU